Messenger RNA from Anarrhichthys ocellatus (wolf-eel), 1364 nucleotides. Its product is annotated as myeloid-associated differentiation marker. The record is from RefSeq and is a predicted model, not a curated record. The coding region runs from base 157 to 999 and encodes 280 amino acids. The transcript is spliced from 2 exons. NCBI's taxonomy places the organism in Eukaryota, Metazoa, Chordata, Actinopteri, Perciformes, Anarhichadidae. Gene Ontology annotation, cellular component: membrane.
AGUACUAACAGGAUGAGAGGUAAGGACUGACCAAAACCAAGGAGCUAUUUACAACAAUAUAAGGAUCGAAGAGGAAAGUUGGUGAAAAGAGAUAACCUAAUUGAUAUCUAGCUCUAUCCAGAACCACAGUAAACUGACCACAGGAUUACAACCACCAUGGUUACACUGGACAUCAGGACGCUGGUGGUGCGGAUACUGGAGGUGAUCCUCACCUGUAUCUCCUUCAGCCUGGUGGCAUCAGUGGGCCACAGCACUGCGUCCUUCUGGACGUGGUGCAUGUUCACCUGGUGCUUCUGCUUCUGCGUCACCAUCCUCAUACUAGUCCUGGAACUCACCAGCCUCAGCGCCAAGCUGCCCAUCUCCUGGGAUGACUUCACGACCGCUUUUGCCAUGUUGGCUACUCUAAUGGUGCUAGCAGCAUCCAUCAUCUAUCCCGUCUUCUACACUUGCCCUAGCUGCGUCAGACAUAUUGGUGCGAGCGUUACUUCCUGUCUGGCUUUCAUCCUGUACGCCGUUGAGGUCGGGCUGCUCCGGGCUAAACCUGGUGAGAUAAGUGGAUUUAUGUCCACAGUCCCAGGCCUCCUCAAGGUUCUGGAGGCCUUCGUGGCCUGCAUCAUCUUCAUCUGCUUGGACUACAACCAGUUUUCUAGGUUUCCAGGGCUCCAGUGGUGCGUUGCCGUAUACUCCGUUUGCUUCAUUUUUGCCCUGCUCGUCAUCGUUUUUACCAUCUGCCGCCUUCUGACUCUUUUCCCCGCACCGUUUGACAAAGUCCUGACAGUCUGCAACGUGUUGGCAGUGUUGAUGUACAUCACCGCUGUGGUCAUCUGGCCGUUGUACAGCUUCAAGAACAAUCCCAGGCCGAGCUCCUGCAAGAAUGGGAUUAGAUGUCCCUGGGAUAAUUUAGUGGUUAUCACGUUCAUGACCUGUUUUAACCUUGCUGCUUACAUCGCUGAUACUGUUUACUCUUUUAGGCUGGUGUUCUUUGUCAGCAGAACCUAGGUUGCAAAUAUGUGUCAUAUUUCAGCUGUUGGAAGUCCACUAGGACUCAAAGAAUGAACACGAGAGCAGGAGAAUGAUAUGUAGAGCAUCUCUUAUACAACUUCUGCUAAGCAUUUCACUGUUGUCAAUUUUUAUCAGUUAAGAUGAUGCAUUCUCUGAGAACAUGAAACUGUGUCUAAUUAUUAACGUCGGGAAGAUGUAAUCCCAAUAUCUUUGCACCCCGAUUCUCAUCUGAUCCUUCUUAAUUAUCUAAUUUUGAGACGGCAUUGAUAUGACCGCACCCAUCUCAGUUGCAGUUGAGUGCAUAUUGUUGUUGAUCUCUGAAAUAUGAAUGAAAUAUAAUAAAAGUUUGGAUUUAUAGUGCA